AAGCGGAGAGGUUUCUGGCCGUGAGUCGGUCCGGCCAGAGGCUGCAGAGACACGGGCUGACGGCUCGGCCGCUGGAGGCCGCAGAGAGCGUCCGGGUGGAGAGUCUCCCUCCGACCGUGGUCAAAGACAUGUUGGAGCUGUACUUUGAGAAAAACUGGGCUCUGCCAGAAAAUAUCGUCAUGAUCCCGACCGAACAGGCCGCCAUCGCAACCUUCAAAGACCCCAAAGUUGUGGAAAAUAUUUGCUCAAAACGAGACUAUGUGAUGCGGACCAUCCCUAUCAAGGUGUAUCCAUACUACAAGUCCCUGGGUGCCGCCUUGUACGGCGAAGAGCGGCCAACAUGGCAGAUGCCGGAGCCUUUCACGGAGAGCGUUCACCACGUCGUCUGGAAAUUCCUCCUGAUGAAGAAGCUGUUGAAAACCAUCAACGACCAGAUGAGUCCGUUAUUCUGCAGCGUGGAUUUGGAAAACCCCGAGGUGAAACUCAGCCCUCUGCCGAGCUUUUUGAGGCAGAAAGGUCUGACCAACGAACGCGUAAAUGAUUGGAAGAAUAACGCCCAGAAAGCCUUCUGCGAGCAAAUGUCUCGGUACAUGGCCUUCGAAUGUCCAGCAAACGCACAUGCGUGGAAGGCCGCAGAAAAAGACGUUCGCUCGGUUAUCAGGGAGGACGCCGUCCCUGUUCUGGAUGCAUCCAGGGGGAUUUUGACGGUGGCUGGCCGAGCUGACGAUAUAAAGCGAAUCAGAGCUUCGGUGGAGAACAUCGUUCUUAAAGCCAUGAAUCAGAUCAAACGGCAGACAGAUGGCGUCUCUGAGAUCAUGAGUAUGUCCUCUGCCAUGUUCUACAUCCUGCAGCAGGAGGGCUUCCAGAGAGUCGCCCAGGACAUUUCCCUGGACAUGAAACUGUCCUUUGAUGAAAGAGCCCAGAGGUUAACCAUCACAGGACUCCCUGCAGAGGUUUUUCAGACAAAGUCUUGGAUCUUGGAGAGGAAUAUGGGAAUGUGCAAAAAGCAGCUGAAUUUCCCCCCAUAUCUUCUAGACUUUCUGAAGACAGUGGACCCCAUGGACAUGUCGCACCACCUGUUAACGUCCCAGGGCAUCAGCGCCAUCUACAGCAUCGAGAGCAAAGGGGUUUUCCUGUUGGGGAGUUCUGAAAGUGCUCUCGCUGCCGCUGAGAGUAAGAUGAAGGCGACUUUGGCCGUGCAGACUCUGGAUGUGGAAGACCAGAAUGUUCUGAAGCUUCAGAACUGGUCGGACCUGAAUCAGCAGCUGUUGGACGCCUACAACUCCUCGAAGAAUAGGACAGUGGCCAUUCAGAUCCAUCCGGAGAGAAGAGACAAAGUGACAGUGUCCGGCUUCCAGGAUCCAGUGAAAGAGAUCUGCCGCAGUUUGACCGAAUUCAUCACAAACUACUCGCAAGUUCAAGAGACCCUCCGAGUCGAGUCCUGCGCAGUUGUUCAGUUCAUUGACAGGAAGAAAUCAGAAGACUGGGCCAGAAUCGCCAAAGAUAAUGGUGUGGAAGUCCGUUUUGACGCAGAGAGACCAAAAAUCACCCUUGCCGGGGCUCGUUUUCACGUCCAGAAAGCCAAACUCUGCUUUCAGGAGCUGACUAGCGCUCUCUUCACCGACACCUUCAUCGUGGACAAACCUGGAGCCAAGAAGUACUUCCAGAAUCAAGGAAGCCUGUUCCUGUCGACCAUCAUGACAGAGUUCAGCUGCCUGGUUGUGCUUUGUCCAGACAACCAGGAGGAAGACGAGGAAGAAAACUACGAGGAAGAAAACGGCCUUUGUUAUUGCAAAGUGAAGACUGCAAGUGGAGUCGUGGUUUCCGUCAGCAAGGCAGACAUCUGCAGCUUCGGAGUGGACGCGGUGGUCAAUGCUGCCAACGAGGAGCUGCAGCACAUCGGUGGCCUGGCUCUUGCGCUGCUGAAGGCCGCAGGACCCAAGCUGCAGAAAAUCAGCGACGACCACGUUGCCAGGAAUGGAAAACUACGUCCAGGUGAAGCCAUCGUAACAGAUGCGUGCAAGCUGCCCUGCAAGUACGUUGUGCACGCAGUCGGUCCGCGGUUCUCUGCUAUCGACAGGAAGACAUCGGUGUCGCGGCUGAAGCUUGCCGUUAAAAACAGUCUGACGCGAGCGGAGGAGGCGAAAUGCUCGACCAUCGCGCUGCCGGCGAUCAGCUCGGGUGUGUUUGGGUUUCCUGUUGAGCUCUGCGCUGAGACCAUCGCUGAGGCGGUGCGGGAGUACUGCGACAGUCCGGGAGGUCCGAGGUCGUUAACGGAGAUUCACCUGGUGGACAACAAUGACAACACCGUCAGCGUCCUGGCCACGGCGGUCAACAAGGAGUUCAUGGACCUCGGACCUACCAUGACAAUACCGCAGCUGGCAGCAGGAAGAGGCGCCGGGGCUUCAGG
Molecule: messenger RNA, 2410 nt
Organism: Plectropomus leopardus (leopard coralgrouper)
Lineage: Eukaryota; Metazoa; Chordata; Actinopteri; Perciformes; Serranidae
Source: RefSeq, a predicted model, not a curated record